AUGACAACAAAGACGGCCAAUCGUCAGGAUGAAGUGAAUGUCUUGGCCAUUGUGACGCCCAAUGCAACAACAGCACCACGCUCGGAUCCCAACAACAACAACGAGUGGCGACCAUUGGGACACGGGGAUCCACUGCAAAAUGAUCCCACCUAUGAUUACAGUCCUCCAGCCUUGGAUCGUGUGCGUUAUUGGGCGGAGAAUAAUGCGAGUAAUCAGGAUGCGAGACAGAAGUUGCCACUUGAAGUGCUGCGCAACAAGACGAAGAGCGAGAUUCUGUUGCUGGGCGUGGCAAGUGAAAGGGAUCGCUUGAGGACGGGCCAGGUGAAGUUGAUGUCGCCUUAUGCCCAACAGCAUCAGCAACAACAACAGCAACAGCAGCAGCAGGCCAAGUAUGCGGCGAUAAGAAGAAGCUACUAUGCACCACAACAACAACAACAACAACACCAACAACAACACCAACAACAACACAUGCCACACACACAUUUAAUGCCACCGCCCAUGAUGAUGAAGGGCCUGGGGCAUGUGGAGUAUCGUCACAGUGUGAUGAACUCACCCAGCAGCAGCUCCUACAUGAGCCUCAACAUGGGCAACAGUUACAGCUCCUCCCCCGCCUCCUCCCCCAGCAAAUCCAUGAGCUCCACCCACUUUUAUAGCAGCCCCUUGACCUCCUCGGCUACCUCCUCCUGGUAUUCCCAUGCGCCCAGCAUGUCCAGUUUGCCGCAACGCAUGAGCCACGGCGAUGCACAUCAUCAGGAGUCCAUGCAACACUACAGCUUCUCCAGGCCCAACUCCAUACAUUCACAUGCGUCCACGGGCAACAAACAGGUGGCACGCAAGCCUUGGCUCCACGAGCUGCUGCAGAAGGAGCUGGUGAAGCCCACGAUGAGGCAGAGAAUGAAACCCACCAUGCCGGCAACCAAGUACUUAAUGGGCACCACCAAACCGCAGCAAUCAUUCACCGUUCCCACCUAUGCACCCUUGACCUAUGCACCCGUAACCUUUGUGCCUGGGCCGCCCACCAUAGAAACGCCCACCACGAGCAGUCCACCCAUCCCCGAGCUCUACAUCACGCCCACCACACUGACGCCCACUGUCAGCUCCGGCUUUCGACCCAUGAUGUUGUCCAGUUUGGGCAGCACAACAGCAACAACAACAACAACCACAACAACGCCACCGACAACGACAACGUUGAGCAGCUCCAGGCUGAUGAUACCACAGACGAGUAAUCUGGCCAGGCGACCCACUGUGGCACCCGCUCCAGAACUCACCACCGAUGCACUUUUCUCGCACUACAAGCAGCCGCCGAAACCGCUUUUGGGUCCCAUGUAUCUCAUCAUUGAAGGUCACUCCAAGGUGAAGACCUAUGGACAGAACGAAUUGGAUCCGCAUAGUCCAAAAAUAGUGCCGGUGAUUUCGAAACGUGAGCCGGUGGUGCGGAUUGCGGAUCCCAAUGAGAAACGCGGCACGGUGGAGACCUAUCAGGUCAAGCAUUUGCAUACCAAGACAAUUCCGCUGACAACAACAACAACAACUUCCAAGAGCAGUUCAACAACAACAGCAACAACAACAACAACGAAUACGCCGCCCAGUGGCGUUCAAGAUCUGCUCAGUUUGCUGGAUAACAUGUUUGCCGAUGCACAAGAGAUUGUCGCCAGCACAGAGGCGGCCAAGACCAUCUUAAAGCCAGUGACAACAAAGUUGAUGCCACAGCAGCCGGAACCGCGAAUUGCCAGCAAAGCUAGCAGCAUAGAGAGUCUGCCAGAGGAGGAGCAGAAGGAGAAGGGAGAGCAGGUCAAAUAUGGUUCAGAGAUCGCGACCAGCACGGAACCUGAACAGCCGCCGCGUGCCACUCGACAAAUCUUUGACUAUGAUCAAUUACCAGAGUCGCGUAUUAAAGCUAAAGACAAAGACGAAGACGACGACGACGACUACAAUGAUAAUGAUGAUAACAAUGAUAAUAAUGAUGAGCAAGCUGAGCUGGAGGAUGGCAAGUUGCUAGAGGAUGCCGAACUGGACAGUCUGGAUGAUGUGAGUGAAGAUGAAACGUCAGAUAGUGAACAUAAUUUACUCAAACGCAUCGAUAAAUUUGUCGAUGAUGUGGAUGAUGGAGACGAUGACUUGGAUGAUUUGAUUGAGGGUCUGUCGCCUGACGAUAACGAUAACGAUGAUGAUGAUGAUAACAAUGAUAACAACGAUGAUGAUGAGAAGCAGCUACAUUAACAUUAGUUAUUAAUUAUUAUUUUCUUAAAACUGCGCUCUAUACCAAA
Messenger RNA from Drosophila innubila, 2267 nucleotides. RefSeq lists its product as uncharacterized. The transcript is spliced from 3 exons. Bases 1 to 2220 code for a protein of 739 amino acids. NCBI's taxonomy places the organism in Eukaryota, Metazoa, Arthropoda, Insecta, Diptera, Drosophilidae. The record is from RefSeq and is a predicted model, not a curated record.